Osmerus eperlanus (European smelt) is the source of this 1025-nucleotide messenger RNA. RefSeq names its product transcription elongation factor A (SII) N-terminal and central domain containing 2 (gene tceanc2). Gene Ontology annotation, cellular component: nucleus. Gene Ontology annotation, biological process: DNA-templated transcription. Lineage: Eukaryota; Metazoa; Chordata; Actinopteri; Osmeriformes; Osmeridae. The record is from RefSeq and is a predicted model, not a curated record. Bases 143 to 772 code for a protein of 209 amino acids. The transcript has 4 exons.
UUUAAUUGUACGGAAGUCUUGCAAGCAAACAGCGCAUUGGGUCUAAAUUUUUUUCAAUGACUGUAUACAUAAUCCACAAACUAGGAACACGGUGUUAGUAAGGAGUACAUUUAUAACCGACAAUAUACAGAGUGUGAAUUGAAUGGAAAUGGACAAGUUUGUCGUGCGACUACCCAACAGGAAAACAACCAAAGACACAAAAGACAAAGAAAAGGUUUAUCGACAAGCAACUAUUGAGUCUCUCAAGAGAGUGGUUGUUAUAGAGGACUUUGAGCGGUACAAGGCAAUGUUGCAGCUGCCAAAACAGACCAAGGAGAAUCUGGUGCUUGCCCUGACUGAGUUAAACAAGAAGAUGCCGUCAAAGGAGAUUCUGAAGUCAACAAAAAUAGGUCACACUGUUAACAAAAUGCGCAAGCAUGCUGAUCCAGAGGUGAGCUCAUUGGCUAAAGAGGUCUACACUCAGUGGAGGACAUUUAUAGAAGAGAAUGCCAACAAACCUUCUAUUGAGGUCCGCAGUGACAAACAGUCUGAAACACUCAGAAACAAUGCAAGGAGACUUAUGGCCGAAACACUGGAUGUAAAGGUUGAUUGUGGGCUCGUUGACAACAUAGAGAGAGAGGUGUUCCACCAGAGCUCGCGGCUGGUCAGCGGCUCAUACAGACGGACUGUGAGAGCAUUGGUCUUUGCUUUCAAACACAAGCCUGAGAUCAGAAAUGAGGUAAAGGACAGCAAGAUCUCAGUCAACCAGCUGGUCACCAACCACAAGAAAUAAUGCCUGUGCCAAAAGGCCAGCAUAAGACUCAACGUUUAAGCCACUGGUAUAAGGAAGUCACCCUUUUAAACAUUCGAGAAGUCAGAGCACAUACUUGUUUUUAAUUUCUUAUUUUUUAUGAGAUGAGUGUUGAUAAAUAUUAGUGUCAGUUAUACUUGCAUUUGUAUGCUGUCAUGCCAAGAAUGUGGAUGAAGGAAUAUGUGCCAUACAUAACAUUCGGAUGUCUUGUACAUUUUAGUUUAAAAAAAUUACA